AUGCCGGUACGUUUACUGUUAACAGAAUGAUAAUAACAAAAAAAUUUCAUUCUAUUGAGAAAUCUAUAUAAAUUAAUUGAUGUGAUUAAAUGAUAAAUUAAAAUUGAAUUAAAAAAACUUAUACUCGAAUUGGGAAAGAAGUGUAGGCUGCGAUAGUUCUGAUUCCGUUUAUAUUUCAAUCUUACACGCAACUUCGCGUACUGCGGAAGGGUUUAUAAUAUUCUUAAGAAGAAAUAACAUUCUUAUAGUUAUUUAUUAUAUAAGAUAUAACAAAUAUUAUGUAAUAUAAUAAGAUAAUAUUAUAUUACAUAAUAAUAUUCUUAAGAAGUAUAAUAUCUUUCAGGAAAAAUGUGAGAACUGGUCGACUGUAAAUCUACGAUAUUAAUAAAUAAUUAUAAAUAAUAAUAUUGGCGUGUGUUUAUGUGUGAUGUACAAUUGCAGGCAGUAACGUUGCUUCUUUUGUGCGGUGUCUACGGUGCUUUGGCCGGACGUCGUUACAUCGCCAUCCCGGUGGACGGGAUCGACGUGAUCGAGUUGAGCCCGGUGGCCCCAGCCACAGCCAGGAUCACCAGGCAGACAGAUGCUUACGUUCCAGUAGCAGUUCCUAGUGUCACUCACGAAGAGCUGGCCAGUCCACGACGACCGGAGAGAUCCAACGCCCACAUUCUCGAUUACGUGGAUUUCGGUGGGCAAACCGGCUCGAACGGGGCCUUCAGCUGGUACGCUGAUUAUCCAGCGCAUCAUUAA
Messenger RNA from Heterotrigona itama, 747 nucleotides. Lineage: Eukaryota; Metazoa; Arthropoda; Insecta; Hymenoptera; Apidae. The record is from the annotation of a GenBank genome assembly.